Cavia porcellus (domestic guinea pig) is the source of this 8040-nucleotide messenger RNA. RefSeq names its product patched domain containing 1 (gene Ptchd1). Gene Ontology annotation, biological process: chemical synaptic transmission; cognition. The transcript is spliced from 3 exons. Lineage: Eukaryota; Metazoa; Chordata; Mammalia; Rodentia; Caviidae. The record is from RefSeq and is a predicted model, not a curated record. The coding region runs from base 117 to 2783 and encodes 888 amino acids. Gene Ontology annotation, cellular component: plasma membrane; synapse.
CGCCGCCGUCGCCGCCGCCGCGGGCGCCACCACCACCGCCGCCGCCGCCGCCGCCGCCGCCCGAGCCCGCGCCGAGCGUGCGCCUCGCCCUCCUCCCGCGCCCGCUCUGCUCUAGGAUGCUGCGGCAGGUUCUGCACAGGGGCUUGAGGACGUGUUUCUCCCGGCUCGGCCACUUCAUUGCCAGUCACCCGGUCUUCUUCGCCUCGGCGCCGGUGCUCAUCUCCAUCCUGCUCGGCGCCAGCUUCAGCCGCUACCAGGUCGAAGAGAGCGUGGAGCACCUGCUGGCGCCCCAGCACAGCCUGGCCAAGAUCGAGCGCAACCUCGUCAACAGCCUCUUCCCGGUCAACCGCUCCAAACACCGGCUCUACUCGGACCUGCAGACCCCCGGGCGCUACGGCAGGGUCAUCGUCACCUCCUUUCAGAAAGCCAACAUGCUGGACCAGCAUCACACCGACUUGAUCUUAAAGUUGCAUGCUGCUGUCACCAAGAUCCAGGUUCCAAGGCCUGGUUUUAAUUACACGUUUGCCCACAUAUGUAUCCUGAAUAAUGAUAAGACUUGCAUCGUGGAUGACAUAGUACACGUUCUGGAAGAGCUAAAGAAUGCUCGGGCCACCAAUCGGACCAAUUUUGCUAUCACUUACCCGAUCACUCACUUAAAGGACGGGAGGGCCGUGUAUAAUGGGCACCAGCUUGGAGGCGUCACUGUGCACAGCAAGGAUCGGGUGAAAUCAGCAGAAGCCAUUCAGCUUACCUACUACCUACAGUCAAUCAACAGUCUCAAUGACAUGGUGGCUGAGAGGUGGGAGUCCAGCUUCUGCGACACUGUCAGACUAUUCCAGAAAUCCAACAACAAAAUCAAAAUGUACCCUUACACAUCCUCAUCAUUGAGGGAAGAUUUCCAGAAGACCAGUCGUGUGUCAGAACGUUACCUGGUCACCAGCCUGAUCCUGGUGGUUACCAUGGCCAUUCUCUGCUGCUCUAUGCAGGACUGCGUCCGCAGCAAACCUUGGCUAGGCCUCCUCGGGUUGGUAACCAUAAGCCUAGCCACUCUCACCGCGGCUGGAAUCAUCAAUCUUACUGGUGGGAAGUACAAUUCCACUUUCCUAGGAGUUCCUUUCGUCAUGCUAGGUCAUGGAUUAUAUGGAACUUUUGAAAUGUUAUCCUCCUGGAGGAAAACUAGAGAAGACCAACACGUUAAAGAGCGAACUGCAGCAGUCUAUGCAGACUCCAUGCUUUCCUUUUCUCUCACCACUGCCAUGUACCUGGUCACCUUUGGCAUAGGGGCCAGCCCUUUCACAAACAUUGAGGCAGCCAGGAUUUUCUGCUGCAAUUCCUGUAUUGCAAUCUUCUUCAACUACCUCUAUGUACUCUCGUUUUAUGGUUCCAGCCUCGUGUUCACCGGCUACAUAGAAAACAAUUACCAGCAUAGUAUCUUCUGUAGAAAAGUCCCAAAGCCUGAGGUAUUGCAGGAGAAACCGGCAUGGUACAGGUUUCUCCUGACCGCCAGAUUCAGUGAGGACACAACUGAAGGUGAGGAAGCGAACACUUACGAGAGUCACCUAUUGGUAUGUUUCCUCAAACGCUAUUACUGUGACUGGAUAACCAACACCUAUGUCAAGCCUUUUGUAGUCCUCUUUUACCUUAUUUAUAUUUCCUUUGCCUUAAUGGGCUAUCUGCAGGUCAGUGAAGGGUCAGACCUUAGUAACAUCGUAGCAACUGCAACGCAAACCAUUGAGUACACUACUGCCCAGCAAAAGUACUUUAGCAAUUACAGUCCUGUGAUUGGGUUUUACAUAUAUGAGUCCAUAGAAUACUGGAACACUAGUGUGCAAGAAGAUGUUCUAGAAUACACCAAGGGGUUUGUGCGAAUAUCCUGGUUUGAAAGCUAUUUAAAUUACCUUCGGAAACUCAAUAUUACCACUGGCUUACCUAAGAAAAAUUUCACAGACAUGUUGAGAAAUUCCUUUUUGAAAGCCCCCCAAUUUUCACAUUUUCAAGAGGACAUCAUCUUCUCUAAAAAGUACAAUGAUGAAGUUGAUGUAGUGGCCUCCAGGAUGUUUCUGGUGGCCAAGACAAUGGAAACAAACAGAGAAGAACUCUAUGAUCUCUUGGAGACACUGAGGAGACUUUCAGUCACCUCCAAAGUGAAGUUCAUCGUCUUCAAUCCAUCUUUUGUGUACAUGGAUCGAUAUGCUUCCUCUCUGGGAGCCCCCCUGCACAACUCCUGCAUCAGUGCUUUGUUUCUGCUCUUCUUUUCAGCAUUCCUGGUGGCAGAUUCUCUGAUUAAUGUCUGGAUCACUCUAACAGUUGUAUCUGUGGAGUUUGGAGUGAUAGGUUUCAUGACAUUAUGGAAAGUAGAACUGGACUGCAUUUCUGUUCUAUGCUUAAUUUAUGGAAUUAACUAUACAAUUGACAAUUGUGCUCCACUCUUAUCCACAUUUGUUCUGGGCAAGGAUUUCACAAGAACUAAAUGGGUAAAAAAUGCCCUGGAAGUUCAUGGGGUAGCUAUUUUACAGAGUUACCUCUGCUAUAUUGUUGGUUUGAUUCCUCUCGCAGCUGUGCCUUCAAAUCUGACCUGUACACUGUUCAGGUGCUUGUUUUUAAUAGCAUUUGUCACCUUCUUUCACUGCUUUGCCAUUUUACCUGUGAUACUGACUUUCCUGCCACCCUCUAAGAAAAAAAGGAAAGAGAAGAAAAAUCCUGAAAACCGGGAAGAAAUUGAGUGUGUAGAAAUGGUAGAUAUCGAUAGUACCCGAGUGGUUGACCAAAUUACAACAGUGUGACAGUGUCUGCUCGGUGUGUUUUCACCCUAGGUCUUAUCAAGAGCAGAGAUUCUGUUACUGAAACAGCUAAAUUCAAGGUUGUUCCCUUUUUUAAGGAUAAGAAGGUAUUACAACAAAAAGGAAAGGACAAGGGGGGUAAUUGGCAUGGCAUAUUUUCAAUCUUUAAAACAAAAGAGUUAUUAUGAGAAUAAACACACACACACAUACACCCUAAGAGACUCAAUCUCUUAGGAUCAAAUAGAAGAAAGCUUAUUAACAGGCAGGAUCCCAUUUUUAUCCACACUGCAGAUGUUGCUAGUAUUGUGAUAAACGCAACUGAUUGAAAGGUCAGCUGCCAAGGCAGAAAUAGCUUUAAGCAUUAUUCAAACAAGGCUUUCAAAACUUCCCCAGAGCAGUAGCUAUAGUCAGUGUCUGUGGCUUGAGGUCUUGGCUGUCUCACCAAUCUACCCAACACCUGAGAAGAUGUUUAUGAAAAUUCUGACCAGCAAGCCAAAACCUCAGAAUCAGACAUAGUAGAAUGGCUGUCACCCAUGAACUGAAAUUGAGUAACCCCUAAAUUCACCUGGGUGAGGCAUUUUUGUUGUCCAGAAUGAAUUUAUCACAUUCCCCAUUGAUGUACUUUUUAACAUUUGUGUAGUUCAGUUAGUAUACCUAAAAACCAAUGCCAGCUUGAGCAUUACAGAAUUGGGGCAAUUCUAUUUUGGAAUAUCUUGCCACUUAUCACCAAAUGGGCCUGUUUUAUUAGUUACAUCUCUUGGCAGGAGGCUUUAGGGACAUAAAACUACAGAGCCAAACCCAAAUACCUGGCAUGAUAGAGAAAAGCAGGUGUCCACUUGAACCUAGGGACAGUGUCUUCAUUUUAACAACAACAACAAAAGCCAGCUGGUACAGCUGUUUGUGGUUUGGCCCUGCACACAUUUUUGCAUGGAUUCCCAGAAACAACAUCUGCCCAUAUGUAGAUGAGGAUGGGAAGAGGAGCACUGAAAUAGUUAUUUGCCAUACAUGUCAACUUGUAGUACCAGUGUGCUUUUGCCGUGGGACGACUUCUCAGGGACUUCAGAAGACAAAACAAGAUAGUGAGUCUAAGUCCUGCCACUGAGAAAGUUUACAGCACUGCAAGGAGAUAAAGAGCCAAAAAGAAGAAAGAUGACACUUACCAGGAAAAGUAAUCACCAAUACAGAUCAAUUGACAACAGCAGUCAAACUUUUCUGUUAAAUUGGCUCUCCCUCACCUUCAUCCCCCAACACAUCUUUUCGGUGCCUCUCUACUUCACUGCAAGUCUCUUCUGUACAUUAGCAAGCCCAGGUAUUUAUAUGUUGACUUGCAAAAUCAAUAGGGGAAAUGGUUCAUAGGUCUAAACAGAAAUGUUUUGUUCUAAAAGAGUGAUUAUGUUGCCACUGACCGCUGAACUUUUUCAAAUCUAUAAAAAUGAAACUAAAACUUACUUAUAGUUGAAACAGACAUCUACAGUAUUUUCCUCUUUGUAGAUAUGUGGCUUCUUUAGACAUCACUAGUGGUAAGCAUUUCCCAGAAGCAUCUUACUUUUCUGGCCCUAAGCAGAGGUACUGUGUGACUUCCCAAUCCUUGAAAGAUGAGGAAACUGAAAACUAAAGGAAUAAAGUGACUCACCCAGGUCACACCACUAGACAGUUCUCAUCAUUUUAGCAUGCCUAAGACAGGACAGGUCAAUAUUAAGUUUUUUAAUAAGAAAGAUAUUACCCCCCUUGAAAUACAUUUCUAAGACAGAAAUAUAGGACUUUAUUGCCACUGGGCAGACACUUUUUAAAUGUCUAAGAUAAAAAUGUUUGGCAUUUCGGUGUACCAUUGUCCUUCUAAAUAGCAAAAAACAAAAAAACAAAAAAAAAAAAAAGCCCAAAUGAUUCAGAUGUAACCACACCAAGUGCAAACCUGUGCUUUCUAUUCAUGUACUGUUGUACAUAAAGUUCUAAAUACAUGUGCAGGGGAUCAUAGCUAGUGCAUUACACACUUGUUCAGUCUCUCCUGCAGAUACACUAAGUGAUCAUACUAACGUGUUAUACACUCAACAAGAAGAUAAUGAGCUUUAAUCCAAGGACAAGUACAGUCCUCACAAAAGGGCAAGUUUGCAUAAUAGAUCUUUAAUCAAUUCUCUCUCCUAGGGGCUUGCAACUAGGCUAUUAUUUAUAAAACACAACAGAAGAGGGGAUUGGUUUUAUUCUUAAAUCAUAUGUUGCUAAAUCAUUUUCUGAACAGUAUGUUCUAAAUCAGCCAUUGAUUUAGUGUCAGCCACAUGGAGCACCUCAGCUUAAAAUGACUCCACAAAACUGACAUAACACAUACACCAAUUAAAUGGAUUUUGUUGAGAAUUUAAUCAUUCAAUUUGGUCAACUGGAAUGACUUACUAUGGAACUUUCUUUAUGACAGAUAGUAGUUUUCCAAGUUGAUUGAGUCUCUGUAUACCCUGGGAUAUUGUAUUUUUAAAUGAAGGGCAUUUUCAAACUUGUCAACUUCUCUUUUCAGCAUUUGAAAUCAAGGCUUCUGAAAUUCUGACUCUGAAAUGAAUUUUUCUAUUGGGGGAUUAUGCAUGCCAAGAUUUAUUAUUUAUUGUUAGAAAAAUAUUAUUUGUUAAUGUUGGUUAUUGCUCUGACAACAUUGGUUUAGCCCCACCAUGGAGAAGACACCUUAGAAGUAUCUCAAAAUCACAUCUCCAUAAAUUUUAAGUCUGUCUGUCAUGAAAUUUUCUUUUUGGAAUUGCUACAAAGAGGGAAAAAAAGAUCCCAGCAAGCACUUGAAGUGUUUUUUUUUUUCUUUUAAGUCCAACCAAGACAUUAGUGUUCACUUUACCAAAGAAACUUAUUUGGUUGGUUUUGAUUUUGUGUUUGUUGUUUGUUUACCAAAGACAAUAUUCCAUUCAUCAAAAAUAUUUCUUCUGGUCAAGUAAAAAAACUGUGAUACAUGAGGUCACUUGGCCUUCAUAAGGAAAAUAAGAAAAGCCAAGGUAAGGAUGAUGAUAUUCUCUCAUUGAGUGAAACUUAGUAGAAAAUGUGAACUCACAAGGAACUUAGGAUUUACAAGAAACAAAAUGAUACAUGAAAUAGGGCAUUAUUGUUUAGUCUUAUAGCAGUGUACCAACAAGUAGCAAAAGGGCUUCUCAGGCUAAAGGAAGUACAAUUGGUUCCACAGAAAUUAUAAGAAACGCCUUCAUGAAAAUCCCUAUUCAUUGUUUCAGCCUAUGAGUUUUGUUUUGUUUCAGGUUAUUGUUUCCUUUUUGGUGUAUAUUGCUUUUGUUUUAAUUUACGAUUUAUGUUUAUUUCUGCCUUUCCUACCACUUUUACCCUCAAUUUUCAGUUAAAAGACAGAUUACCAGAUGCUAUCCUUCAUGGCCACAGUUACUUACACAACAUACUACUCUAAAGAAGACCCUUGAAAUUUUCUUUAUUUGAAAUAACCACCAUCCAAUUCUAAGUGGCAUUCUGUGACCAUGACACUACUUUUUCUCCAGCCCCAACAACAGAGCUUGGCUGUGUCCUUCACAAGAACAGGAGAGAUGGAGAGCUGCCUUGGGGUGUAGCAGGAUACAAAGCCUCUUGGCCACAAGUGAUAUCUUUCUCAUAAUGGGUAUAUUCUUUUGGAUCCUAUUAAAGUAUCCCUGCAGCUUGUAGUAGUGUUUGACCUCUGUGAAUCUGUUUUGUCAUCUAUAAAAUGGGGAUAAUAACAGUAAAUAUCUUUCAAUUAAGCAAAUAUUUAUUGAGUGCCUAAUAUUGCCCAUAUACUGUUACAGAGACUGGAGACACAAAAGUUAACAAAUCAGGUAAAAAAUAAGUCUGCCCACUUAGAGUCUGCAUUUGAGUGAUGUGGCAAGUUUCUGGUGAGAAUUAAGUGACAUGACAUUGGGAAAGCAAGGACUGGCAAAGAGUAGGAACUCAUGACAUUAUAGUUAACUUGUCAGCCUCACACAGUAGCACAGGGCUCAUGAUCUAAAGCUACACAGUAGUAGAUGGAUGUGGCAUAAGAUUAGGGCUAUAUAAACAUGCAGGGAAUUGCCACAAAAGUUAAUUCCAGUCAUUUUAGAACAUUCAAAAUUUGGCUGGAUCACCACUUAGUGGAACAAUUGUAAAGGAGGUAUAAGCCCUGAAUGUUGGGGUUGGGCUUUAACCAUGAAAAUGGGAUAUAGGCACUUGGGGUGGGGGUGGGGAGGGGACAGCGCUGAUUAUUUUUGCUAUGCCUGGCUUGUCUGAAGACAUUUGAACAUUCCCUUUGGGUAAUUUGCUUUUCAGUUGUGCUAAAUAAAAAGCACCCAGUAUCUGAAGACAAAGUUCCUAUUUUUUUAAAAAAAUGGUAACGUUGUAAUACAAAGGAAAAUAUUAAGUUAGCACUAUACUGGAUUGGCUGGCAAAGAACUGACAAUGGCUAUAGACAGCAUAUUACAGAGUUCUUCCCUGUGGUGGUUACAACUGUUUAUUUCUGUUUCAUGCCAAUCCAGGAGAAAGCAAAAGGGAAAGUGAAUGAGCUCGAAUCUGUUCACCUGCAGACAGUGUCAGGAUGUCCUCCCUAGCCCAUCUCUCAUCUGCUCCCCUUCAUUCUGCCCAGGUGAUCUGUUUGAAUUCCUCCUUGACACCUAUGAGAGUGCCAAAUAAGGAAAAGAAAGUAAGAUGACCAGAGAACUCUGGCCUCUGUGCAGACUUCUGAGUUAGGUUAAAAUUAGCACCAUGAGAUUUAGAGAAGCCUACCUAGUAGGGAAAUAGGCUUCUUUUCAAAGUACAAAGAAAGCAAUGUGUACCAAGGAGGCAACCCACAGACGAACCUUGGUGGAAAGGAGUGAUGUUCCUAUGGAAUGUGCCAGCUUCUCCCUCCCAAAUGUUGACACCAGAUGCAUCUUUGGAUAGAAGUAAUCCUACUCCCUCAUUUUCCAUGUGAGAAAUCUAAAAUCUGGAGAAGUGAAAUUCUAUCCACAGAGCUAGUUAGAAGCAGAAACAGAACUGUAAAUGAAGUCUAGUUUCUAGUCUCAGUUCUUUCUCCAUUUUGCCACUUUACUGCCAAAUUCUGUGUAUCUAAAAUUUGGGGUCUUAACCUGGGGGUUGUAAAUGAGUUGUUAGAAGGAGGAACUCUGAGCUCUCUAAAAUUAAAUCAUAUGCAAAAAUGUGUGUAUAUGUUCAAUAUGUGAAUUUUCCUAAUUAGAGGGUUCCUAGCUGUCAUCAGAUUCUGAAAGAGGUCUGUGACCUAAAAGGAGUGAAGAACCACUGUCCUAAAUUAAUAAAGACCUCAUUGGGAGUGUGA